Molecule: messenger RNA, 5343 nt
Organism: Medicago truncatula (barrel medic)
Lineage: Eukaryota; Viridiplantae; Streptophyta; Magnoliopsida; Fabales; Fabaceae
Product: kinesin-like protein KIN-7I
Exons: 13
Coding region: 369-4931 (1520 amino acids)
Biological process (GO): microtubule-based movement
Molecular function (GO): ATP binding; microtubule binding; microtubule motor activity
Source: RefSeq, a predicted model, not a curated record
AAUAACUGUAAAAGUUAGGGGUAAAAUAGGGAAUCAAUUAAAUGUUAGUUUUAGCGAGCAAAACGGUUUCGUAUUUACGCGGUGGUUGCGGAAUCUAGGGGUUAUACACCAUAUCCCGCUUCAUUUGAUUUUCAACUCCGUUUUCUCCUUCUCCGGUCACCCACCGGCGGCCAUAUUGAUAAAGACAACGGUAUCGCCGAUUAUCCUUUUUAAGUGAUACCGUUGCUUUGCUUUGCUUUGUGAGAGAGAUUAUUUUGAGUAAUGUGAAAAAUAAGAUAACGAAACGUUGAAGAAACGAAAUGGAUAAAAGAGGUGGUGUUGUUGCUGCAAUGGUUACGAAAUUGGUGUUCUAAUUGUGAUUCGUGAAGAUGAGCGAGGAGCAAGGAGGAAACAAUGUUCCUUAUUCAAAUGGCAAAGAAGAGAGAAUCUAUGUUGCAAUUAGAGUAAGGCCUUUGAAUGAAAAAGAAAAAACGAGGCAGGAUGUUUCAGAAUGGGAAUGUGUUUCUCAUAGCACGAUCAAAUUCAAGAACAAUGGUCAUGCAGAACAGCGAUCAUCGCCGGAUACAUAUACAUUUGAUAGGGUAUUUGGAGAAAAAUGUCCCACUAAGCAGGUUUAUGAGCAAGGGAUUAAGGAAGUUGCCCUUUCAGUAAUUAGGGGUAUCAACUCUAGCAUUUUCGCGUAUGGGCAAACAAGCAGUGGAAAGACAUAUACCAUGACUGGAAUUACUGAACUUGCAGUGAAGGAUAUCUAUGAAUACAUAGAAAAGCAUAAAGAAAGAGAGUUUAUUGUGAAGUUCUCUGCCUUGGAAAUAUAUAAUGAAGCUGUUAGAGACCUUCUUAAUUCAAAUGCUACCACACUAAGACUCCUAGAUGAUCCAGAGAAAGGGACUGUUGUUGAGAAACUUACUGAGGAGACUCUGACAGAGAGGAGUCAAUUGCAGCAACUUAUUUCAAAAUGUGCAGCUGAAAGGACAACAGAAGAAACUGCCAUGAAUGAAACAAGCUCCAGAUCUCAUCAAAUUCUUCGAUUGACACUUGAAAGCAAUCCUAGUGAUUUUGUAGGCACUGCAAGAUCUGGCGCACUUUUUGCCAGUGUGAAUUUUGUUGAUCUGGCAGGAAGUGAGCGUGCUUCUCAAGCAUUAUCAGCAGGCACAAGGUUGAGAGAAGGUAGUCACAUAAAUCGCAGUUUACUAACCCUCGGAACCGUAAUCCGAAAACUAAGCAAGGAAAAAAAUGGGCACAUACCUUACAGAGAUUCUAAGCUUACUCGCAUUCUGCAUAACUCUUUAGGAGGCAAUGCCAGAACAGCCAUCAUUUGUACAAUUAGUCCUGCACGCAGCCAGAUUGAGCAAUCAAAAAAUACUCUAUUUUUUGCUAGUUGCGCAAAGCAGGUGACUACUAAUGCUCGGGUCAACGUCGUCAUGUCAGACAAGCUUUUGGUAAAGCAGCUACAAAAUGAAUUGGCUAGAAUGGAGAAUGAGUUAAAGAGCUUAAGUACCAUCAUACUUAAGGAAAGGGAACAUCAAAUUGAACAGAAGGAUAAGGAGAUCAAAGAAUUAACUAGACAACGUGAUCUCUUUCAAAAUUUGCUCCAAUCAGUUGGGAAAGAUCAAGUUUUAAGAGUAGAUCAAGAUUGGGCCUCAGAAUGGUCAGGUGUUUCUAAUGAUCUUAGUCCGGUUACAAAUGUCAUUCCUGAGAAUCUUGACAGAACAACAUCUGGUUCGUCUAUUUCUAAUGAGAACCUUUUCAAGCAACCUGAGUAUUCUGAAGACAACUUUCUCUUGGACGGUUGUCCUCCGACAUUUGUUGGGCCCGAUCCUUGUCAAGGUUGGGAGGAGAUGGCUAGCAGAUCUGAAUUUGAAGAUAGCUUCAAGGAAUUACCGUGCGUUGAAAUAAAAGAAGUGGAAAAAGAGGACAAACCAGAUAUUAAUAUGCCUAUUUCUACUUUUGAAGAAAGGGAAGGAUCCACUCAUGCUUUUGAAGAAAGUGAAGGAAAUUCACCCAUGAUUCAAUUUGUGGAAGUAGAUGGUAAAUCACCCAUGGGGAGUGGACAUAGUGAUCAAGAUGCUCCUCAGCAAAAAAUUGAGGACAUUAAAAGGACCAACAACCAUCAUGUAAACCACACAGAGAAAUUUAAUGACUCAUUUGAAUCUGAAACUUGUUGUAUGGCUACCAUAUCUCUUCCUCAGGUAGAAUGUAAAUCAUCUAUAUGGAAUGGGCAUAGUGAUCAAGAUGCUCCUCAGGAAAAAAUUGAGGACAUUAAAAGAACCAACAUCCAUCUUGCAAACCAUACAGAGAAAUCCAAUGACUCAUUUGAAUCGGAAACGUGUUGUAUGGCUCCCAUGUCUCCUCCUCAGGUAGAACGUAAAUCAUCUACAGAGAAUGGGCAUAGUGGUGAAGAUGCUCCUAAGCAAAAAAUUGAGGACAUUAAAAGGACCAACAAUCAUAUUGUGAACCUCAAAGAGAAAUCUAUUGAUUCAUUUGAAUCUAAACCAUGUUGCAUGGAUGCAAUGUCUCUCCCUCAGGUAGAAUGUAAAUCAUCUAUAUGGAAUGGGCAUAGUGAUCAAUAUGCUCCUCAGAAAAAAAUUGAGGACGUUAAAAUUACCAACCACCAUCUUGUGUACGUAUCAGAGAAAUCUAAUGACUCAUAUGAAUCAGAAUCCUUUUGCAUGACAGCCCCGUCUCAUCCUCUGGUAGAAUGUAAAUCAUCUAAAGGGGAUGAGCAUAAUGAUCAAGAUGAUCCUCAACUAAAAAUUGAGGACAUUAAAAGGACCAAUGACCUUGCGAACAUCACACAUGAAUAUAAUGAUUCGUUUGAGCCUGAACCCUGUUGCAUAGCUGUCAUGUCUCCUCCUCAGGCAGAACCUAAAUCAUCUACAUGGAACGAGUGUGAUGUUCAAAAUGCUCCUCGGCAAAAAACCGAGGACAUUGAAAGAACCAAUGACCGUCUUGUGAACCUCAAAGAGAAAUCUAAAGACUCGUUUCAAUUUGAACCAUGUUUCAUGGAUGCCAUGUCUCCUCGACAUGUCGAACCUAACUCAUCUAUAAUGAACGGGCAUAGUGAUCAAAAUGCUCCUCGUCAAAAAAUUGAAGACAUUGAAAUGACCAACGACCAUCUUGUGAACAUCGCAUAUAAAUCUAAUGACUCAUUUAAAUAUGAACCCUAUUGCAUGGUUGCCAUGUCUCCUUCUCGGUCAGAACCUAAAUCAUAUAGAAGAAACAGAGAUAGUGAUCAAAAUGCUCCUCACAAGAAAAUUGAGGACAUCGAAAGGACCAACGGCCAUCUUGUGAACCUCCCAGAGAAAUCUAAUGACCCAUCAGAACAUGAAUCAUGUUCCAUGGUUGUCGUGUCUCCUCGUCAGGUAGAUUGUAAAUCAUCUACAGGGAAUGGACAUAGUGAUCAAUAUGUUCCUCAACAAAAAAUUGAGGACAUUAAAAGGACGAACGACCAUCUUGUGAACCUAUCAGAGAAAUCUAUUGACUCAUUUGAAUCGGAACCCUGUUGCAUGGCUGCCAUAUCUCUUCCUUUUGUAGAUGGCAAGUCAUUUGUAGGGAAUGGGCAUAGUGAUCAAGAUGCUCCUCAACAAAAAACUGAGGAUAUUAAAAGGACCAAAGACCAUCUUGUUAACAUCUCAACUAAAUCUAACGAUUCAUUUGAAUCUGAACCCCGUUGCAUGACUGCCAUGUCUCUUCCUCAGGUAGAUGGUAAAUCUUCUAUAGGGAAUGGACAUAGUGAUCAAGAUGCUCCUCAGCGAAAAGUUGAGGACAUUAAAAGGUCCAGUGACCAUCUUGUGAACCUCUCAGAGAAAUCUAAUGACUCAUUUGAAUCCAAAUCGCGUUGUAUGGCUGCCAUUUCUCCUCCUCGGGUAGAUAAGGUGGAUCAGGAAAAUUCAUCGCAUUCUCAGUUCCUUAAGUUGGAGCAGAAUAUGUCACCUUCUUCGUCCAAUAAGCUAGACCAGGAACCCACAUCACCUCAUCAGUUUGAUCAGGAAGACCUUAAAACUAUAUCACCUCCUCAACUUGAUGACAUGGAACAAGUAUCAUUCAAAGCAUCAGCUGGUGCUGAAAAGGAAUACUUUUUGGAAUGCUUUCCUGAGAAGUUAUCUGAACCGAAGUUACGUGCUAAAAGAAGAAAAACUUCAAAAAAAUCUUCUAUAAUUCACGAGAUGAAUGCUUCAGUAGAAGAUGCAGAAUCUGUUAUGGAUUCUGAUACGGAGGAAACUUCCAGCGUCCUUAGUUUUGUAGUAAGAAUGGAUGAAAGUCUAAAACCAAAACCAGUGGUCAAAGACAUUGAUAAUCUUAUGGUACCUAUGAGAACACCUCCAAUCAACAAAAAUGUGAACAGAGUAAGAGGUCUCAGUUUACCCGGAGUUUGGGGGACUUUAAUACCCUCUAAAUUUGAGAUGCAGCAAAGAGAUAUAGUCGAACUUUGGGAUGCAUGCAAUGUGCCACUCGUACAUAGGUCCUAUUUUUUCCUUCUCAUCAAAGGUGAACUUUCAGAUUCUGUGUACUUGGAUGUAGAGCUCAGACGUUUGUCCUUUUUAAAGGACACUUUUUCUAGUGGAAAUCAAACUACAGGAGUAGAAGGUCAUGAUGUCACACCCAAUUCGAGCCUGCUGUCUCUAACCCGUGAGAGGAAAAUGCUCAGUAAGCAAGUGCAUAAGAAGUUUUCGAGGAAGGGAAGAGAGGAACUAUACCUGAAGUGGGGUAUUGAUUUGAAGACAAAACACAGAAGUAUACAAUUGGCAUGGCUCAUAUGGACGGAUACAAGAGAUUUGAACCACAUAAGAGAAAGUGCUGCGCUUGUUGCAAAGUUGGUUGGUUUUAUUAACACGGGUGAGACCUCAAAGAAAACUUUUGGAUUUGGCUUCUUAAGCCGACGUAAGAGCAUAAAAUCCCUUAGUUGGAAGGACACAAUGUCUACCCUUUAAUAGAGCUAGCUUGAGGGGGAAAAAGGGGACAUUUCAGCAAUUUAAAUUCAGGCUUAUUUUUUCUGCUUGCUGUGUCGUAUGACAAUGAGAAAAACCCUUUGUCGCACAUCAUGCUUGAUGCCCAAGCCAACAUUAGUAAUAAAACAUUGGGCAAAACAAACAAAAGAAAGAAAGAAAACAAUUCUUGUGCAAAUAAAUCUGUUAUGGAGUUGUUAAUAUUGUGUAACACAUCUAUCAUUAAAAUUUCUUUUUCAUGGGUUUGAAUGUGUAUGAAGAUUGAUGAAGGUGAUGGAGAUGAAGAAGAAAUAGAAGGAAGGAGAUGAAGAAAAGAAAAGAAAAAUCAUGUGUUUGUGGUUCACUAUUAAAUUCAAUGGUAUUACAUGAUCCAAGGGUCUAUUUUGUUUCAAAAUAA